Alternaria atra is the source of this 951-nucleotide messenger RNA. RefSeq lists its product as uncharacterized. The record is from RefSeq and is a predicted model, not a curated record. The transcript has a single exon. Lineage: Eukaryota; Fungi; Ascomycota; Dothideomycetes; Pleosporales; Pleosporaceae. Bases 1 to 951 code for a protein of 316 amino acids.
AUGGCCGCGUUCUUAUCCAUCGCACUUUACAACGUCAUCGAACUUACUUUUCUGGUAUUUGGCGUCUUCAAAAAACGUAAUGGGCUAUACUUCUGGAGUUUUGUCGUGGCAACUUGGGGCAUCGCACCCCAUGCCGUUGGAUUCGUCCUCAAGUUCUUCCAGGUCACUACAUUAGACCUGCUAUCGAGCGCAAUAGUGGGUAUAGGCUGGGCAAGUAUGGUGAUGGGACAAUCACUCGUUCUCUAUUCGCGUCUGCAUCUCGUCAUCCGGGAUCGAUCUCAGACACGUUGGGUACUAUACAUGAUCAUCUUCAACGCUGUCGUUCUCGGGAUCCCCCUUUUCGUUUUAGCGAUGGGGGCAAACUCUCAGCACUCGGCCCGUUUCCUACCGGGAUUCUUGAUAUAUGACAAGGUUCAAAUCGUGGUAAUCUGCGUCCAAGAGACUAUAAUAUCUAUCAUCUAUAUCUACGAAACAGUACGGCUGCUGGGCCACGACACUAGCAGCAACGGCCGCGGGCCCCUGCAGAAGCUACUCAGACACCUUGUCUUCGUCAACAUCGUAGUCCUGAUCCUCGACAUCACCCUCCUCGCCGUCCAGUUCUCCGGUAACUACGAGAUUCAAACGACGUACAAGACAGCUGUGUACAGCAUCAAACUCAAAAUCGAAUUCUCUGUCCUUAACCGACUCGUCAGCAUAGUGGAGCACAAAGACCUUUUUGGCAAUAGAGGAACUCCUGGUAACAACACCCUCUCUUUGGGUCCAUGGACUCAGAGCAGAAAGACGCACUUGAGCACUAGAUCUGAUCGCCCUGGCGCUUUUUCCAAAAUUGAGGAGACUGACUCGUCAGGUCACAGUGGGAAGGACCCAUUCGUGAGGGCAUCUGGAAUACAUCUUGACCAGGGAGGGGCGUUACAGGCGGGUGUGCCGGCUAGUGAAAGUCGUCAACUUUGA